AUGGACGGCAAGGACGGGGACACGCUGCAGCAGGGCCCAGGAGGGACAGCGAGAUGGCCGGCUCAUGCCACGUCCCGCAAGGCGCCCCUCGGCGGGGUCGCCCCGUGCCCGCCCCUGCCCGGCCCGCCGUGGUUCCGCCUCCGCCGGGCUCUCUCCGUACUUGCUGUGGCGCCGCUGCCGCGGCCGAGGCCCCGGCCCCGAAAGAAGCCCCUGCCGCGGUUCCGCCCGCUGCCGCCCCGCUGCCGCCCGGCUCCCGCCCCGUGGCCCACAGCGUCGCCGGCAGCUUCCCCGCUCCGAGCUCCGCCUCUCGCCAGCUCGGCCGCCGGCCCCGAGCCGCCGCAGCCCGGGCCGGCUGGGCAAGCAUCAGCGCGCAGGGCGGGCGGGGGCCCCGAGCAGAAGAGCGGGAGCGCGGUGCUGCCCGCACGGGCGGAGAAGCCUCCCCUAGAGCAGCUCUACAGGGAGGGCUCGCUGCUGGGCAGCGGCGGCUUCGGCAGCGUUUACUCCGGGACCCGGCUCGCCGACGGCGCCCCGGUGGCCAUCAAGCGAGUGUCCCGGGACCGCAUCUCGGAGUGGGCGCGGCUGCAGAACGGCGCCCUUGUGCCUCUGGAGUUGGCACUGAUGUGGAUGGUGUCGCGGCCUGGCUUCCGCGGCGUCGUGCAGCUCUUGGACUGGUUCGAGGUGCCCGAGGGCUUCGCGCUGGUCAUGGAGCGUCCGGAGCGCUGUCAGGAUCUCUGGUACUUCCUGCACGAGCGGCGCUUCCUGACGGAGCCCAUGGCGCGGGGGCUGUUCCGGCAGGUGCUGGAGGCCGUGCGGCACUGCAGCAGCCGCGGCGUCCUGCACCGCGACAUCAAGGCCGAGAACGUCCUCGUCGACCUGGCCACGGGCGAGACGAAGCUCAUCGACUUCGGAUGCAGCACGAUCCUCCAGGACACGUUCUACACCCAGAUGUCAGGAACGCCGGAGUACAGCCCACCGGAGUGGAUCCUCUUUGGCUGCUACCAUGGCCAGCCAGCCACCAUCUGGUCCUUGGGCAUCCUGCUCUAUGAGCUGGUCUGUGGGCACCUUCCUUUCCACACCAAGGAGGACAUCGUCCGGGGCCAGCUCUGCUUCCCCGCCCGGGUGUCUCAAGAGUGCCAGCACCUCAUCAGGUGGUGUUUAUGCAUGGACCCCACAGACAGACCAUCCCUGGAGGACGUUUUUGAGCAUUCUCGGCUGCAGGAGCCCUGCCUGGCCUAGGAGACAGCAGAGAUGCAUCUCUGUGCACAGUAGGAUCCGGGAGCCCAGCAAGCACCAGCAGCACACGUCCCGUGGCGCUGGAAGAAAAGCCCGGAGCGUUUCCCUGCAGCUGCGACGCGGAGGAGAGAGCACAGCCGAGGAGAUGCUUCCGCUGGUCCCCGGCGAGCUGUGGAGGGAACAGCUCUGAGCUCCCCAUCCCAUUGGAGAAGUGGUGGCAGUGCAGUGAAGGUGCCACGGACUGGGACAGGGGAAACAUCCCCCUGCAGCUCAAUGGCAUUGUGAUGUCACCACAAGCCGAGGCACAGCCGGUGUGUUCUUCUGGAGGAUGACGUGGAGCUGGGAACACCAUCCUGGAGCUGGCCGCUGGCAGGGCAGAGCCGAUGGGCUUUGGCUGCGGCCCCUGCCUGGAGGACACGCUCUGCGCCACGAUGAAAUCAAGAUGAGUCCCCAGCCAGCGCAGGGGUGGGGGGAUGCUGGUGCUUCCAGGCAGGGCAGGGCUCGGCCUGGCCCUGUGCCAGAGGUUCCCUGCUCGGCAGCGCUUGGGAAUAUUAUUUUUUCUGCCAGCCCCUGAGCUCCUUUUUGGCGGGACAGGGGACAGAUGUUGUGGAAGGGGAGCCGACUGCUGGCCUUGCUGACAGCUUCUGCCAGCCAGCCUGGCAGGGGGUGAGGCGGGGGCAGUCAGCCUGACAAAAGCAUCCAUCCAUGUGGAUGGGGGAUGGGUUCCGGAGCCGUGCCCCAGCUGGUCUGCUUUGCAGGCCCUUGAGGAAGGGGCGCGUUUAUGCGUGGGAAAGGUGAGGAUUUUCCCCAACAGUGGGCAGGUUUAAUUCUCGCAUGGAGUGGUCAGACCCUCCUCAGGCCUGUGAAACGGUGACAGGCUUUGUGCUUUUUCUUGUUUCCAGGCCUUGUUUUGAAUUGACUUCCAUGCAAUUGUUCUCUCUUUUUCCCAGGAGGAUUACACCUGGUGCCCAGACCGGAUGGGGAAGCGCCUGCAGCGUCUGUGGAGCACGUCCAGUGGCAGCACUACC
This is a messenger RNA of Haemorhous mexicanus (house finch), 2261 nucleotides long. RefSeq names its product serine/threonine-protein kinase pim-1-like. The coding region runs from base 1 to 1236 and encodes 411 amino acids. Gene Ontology annotation, cellular component: cytoplasm. NCBI's taxonomy places the organism in Eukaryota, Metazoa, Chordata, Aves, Passeriformes, Fringillidae. Gene Ontology annotation, molecular function: protein serine/threonine kinase activity; ATP binding. The record is from RefSeq and is a predicted model, not a curated record. The transcript is spliced from 7 exons. Gene Ontology annotation, biological process: protein autophosphorylation.